Messenger RNA from Opisthorchis viverrini, 579 nucleotides. RefSeq lists its product as hypothetical. The coding region runs from base 1 to 579 and encodes 192 amino acids. NCBI's taxonomy places the organism in Eukaryota, Metazoa, Platyhelminthes, Trematoda, Opisthorchiida, Opisthorchiidae. The transcript is spliced from 2 exons. The record is from RefSeq and is a predicted model, not a curated record.
AUGAUGGGAAAUUUCAAGAAUGCUGCCUUGCGUCAGACAACCUUGUACAAGCCUAAAACAACAGAGAUUUUCGCGCACAUUUAUCAAACUUUGCUGCUUUCUAUUCCAUCGCUGUCAUUAUACUUAUCAGCGCGUUCGUGCAGUCUGUUAAUUCUUACGGCAUUAUCGUCUAUUUCCAUGAAUAUUCCGGUUCCUUACCAAGCUAAGGAUUCGGCCAAUGUAGGGUCAGCUGGCGUGCCCGCCAGAAAAAUGAUCCAUUCUUCAAUGAACUGUCACAUUCCAGUGGAAGAAGAACCAGGUGACCGCACGGAAGUACUCUAUGGGAACAUGGAUAAAGGACUCCAAGCCCGAGUGAUCCGUCACGUUAACAAGUACUGGGACCAUAAAAAUCCCAUGCCAUCUAUCUAUCCGAUUUUACUGAAACUUGAGCGGGAGAUCGGUCCUGGCUGGAGGGUGGACAAAAUCCAAAACGAGCAACAUGUUCGUGCGGACGCCGUGGUUAAGAGCACAGUGAAUUUUAAGGUAUCUCCAGAUCCCACGAUGUACUCAAUCUGGAGACAGCAAGUUCCACAAUUCUAA